UCCGAUGUCACGGCGGCAGAGACGAAACGCGUUUGUGUCGCUGUGACCACUGUGAGCAGCUGAAGUGAUAGUUACUCGCCAUUGUACGUCAUUGGUUUGUAGUUAGUGGCAGCUCCUCACGUUUAUUUGGAUUUAAAAAAUGUCUGUGGUGACGCUUCAGUUGGGUCAGUGCGGCAACCAGGUGGGUGUGGAGUUUUUUGACACCCUCUACAAUGACGCUCAGGCGGCCCAGAGCAAAACAUACUCUACUGCCUGCUGUGAACGUUUCUUCCGCCAAACUAAAGAUGGAGACCUUGUUGCCAGGGCAGUGCAGAUUGACAUGGAGCCGAAAGUCAUCAAGCAGAAUUUCAGCAAGACUGCAAAAUGUAGCGAGUGGAAAUAUGACGUUGCGUCAAGCUUCAACCAGCGUCAGGGGAGCGGCAACAAUUGGGCCAAUGGAUUUUGCAUCCAUGGCCCCCGUCACAAAGAAGCAGUGGAAGACCUCACGCGGCGAGAGGUGGAACGCUGUGACAGACUGAGUGGUUUGAUGGCCUCGAUGAGCGUGGCAGGUGGUACGGGCUCCGGAGUGGGCACCUACGUCACCCAGCGUCUUCGGGAUAUCUACCCCAAAUCCUUCAUUGUCAACCACCUCACCUGGCCGUACGCGGCAGGCGAGGUGAUCGUCCAGAACUACAACUCGGUACUAACGCUGGGUCACCUGUACCAGCUGUCAGACGGACUCCUGGUGCACGAGAACGACACGGUGCACAAGAUGUGCAGUCAGCUGUUGCGCAUAAAAGAUAUCUCCAUCGGCGACAUCAACAAGGUGAUCGCUCAUCAGUUGGGCGCCGUCCUUCAGCCCGCGCUCACCGCUGAGGCCAACGGUGUCUAUAGCAGGAAUCCUUUGGGGGAACUUGUAAGCGCCCUUGUGUGCCACCCAGAGUACAAGCUGCUCAGCAUGAGCACCAUCCCUCAGAUGCCAAGUUCCUUCAUGGCGUACACCACUUUCAGAUGGUCACCCCUGAUCAAAAACCUGCGCCAGAUGCUCAUCUCCAACACCAAAAUGGAACAAGGUAUAGAUCGACAGAUGCGCCCAUUGCCUGUUUCCGAGCGGACAAGGAGUCUGACCGGCUCUCGCGUCAACACUUCCUUGGCUAAUUUGCUUAUACUGAGAGGCAAAGAUGUGUUCAGUGCAGAGACAGUCGACUUCAGCGACGCAGCCGUUUACAGUUCAUGGCUCGCGCCUAAAGACGCCUUCAACGUGUGGAAAUGCCCGGUGCCGUUUAAUAAGUAUGAAAAAACAGCGACGCUGGUCAGCAAUAGUCAAGCUCUGAUCGAAUCGCUGGACGACAUUGUGAAAAAAGCCUGGAAUAUGUUUGCUGCAAGGGCAUACAUCCAUCAGUACACAAAGUUUGGGCUCUCAGAAGAGGAUUUCCUUGAAAACUUUAGUUUUGCGGAGCAAGUCAUUUCCAGCUACAGUCAACUGGGCUGUAAUGGCUAAAACAGAAGUCUUACAAAAUGUGAUCAAUGCACACAUGCAGCAAAUACUGUAUCUUUUUAAUUAAUAUAUUUUUGUUGCUUGAACCACCUAUGGCCCAUUCAACCGACUACAAUUAAAGGAACAACACUAUGUAAUUUCA
This is a messenger RNA of Syngnathoides biaculeatus (alligator pipefish), 1619 nucleotides long. RefSeq names its product tubulin, delta 1 (gene tubd1). The transcript is spliced from 8 exons. Gene Ontology annotation, biological process: microtubule cytoskeleton organization; mitotic cell cycle. The coding region runs from base 140 to 1480 and encodes 446 amino acids. Gene Ontology annotation, molecular function: structural constituent of cytoskeleton; GTP binding. Lineage: Eukaryota; Metazoa; Chordata; Actinopteri; Syngnathiformes; Syngnathidae. The record is from RefSeq and is a predicted model, not a curated record. Gene Ontology annotation, cellular component: cytoplasm; microtubule.